Messenger RNA from Malassezia vespertilionis, 1272 nucleotides. RefSeq lists its product as uncharacterized. Gene Ontology annotation, biological process: peptidyl-lysine monomethylation. The transcript is spliced from 3 exons. The record is from RefSeq and is a predicted model, not a curated record. Lineage: Eukaryota; Fungi; Basidiomycota; Malasseziomycetes; Malasseziales; Malasseziaceae. The coding region runs from base 1 to 1272 and encodes 423 amino acids. Gene Ontology annotation, molecular function: protein-lysine N-methyltransferase activity.
AUGGCGCACGACGCCGUGGGAGCGCUUUUGGCCUGGUGUGCCGCACAAGGAGUCCUGUUGGAUGACCGUAUUGACGUAACAAAAGUGCGAGACAAGCACGAGGACGAAUCCGCUUGGCAAGCGGAGUCAGGCGCAUUGGCUGUAUGUGCAAGACAGCCCAUCGCUUUCAACGAUACCAUUGUCGUCAUACCCACAAGCGCUGUACUAUCCUGCAAGAGUUCUGACCUCAGACACAAUGCUUUUUUUCAAGAGGCGCUGCAGGAUGCGUCAAAUGACUCACUCCAUUUGGCACUCUGCGUCCUAUAUGAGCAGCUGCUUGGCGAUGCUUCGCGUUUUCGCGAUUAUCUUGCGUCGUUUCCCGAUCAUAUUCAUUCUUCCUUAACAUGGGAUAAGAAUUCAACAGAGUGCACAUGGAUCCAGGGCACGGAGAGUGCUCGUAUGCUUCAGCGCGCCGCAUACUAUCAAGCCACCGCCAACCCGCAAGGCUGGUGUCUCGCGCGUGUCGCUGCGUACUGGGAUGGCGUUGGAUCGUCUAUAUUGCACGCAGUUUUUCCUGGAAUGAUGCAGUGUACAUGGCCUAAAUUUUUACAUGCGUUCAUGCUUGUAUCGAGCCGUGCAUUUAUCAUCAACGUAUUCCACGGUCUCUGCAUGGUACCCAUUGCGGAUCUAUUCAAUCACACCGAUAUGCACAAUGUGCAAGUAGAGGCGGAGGAGCUCGUUUGUCUCAAGUGUGGUGCAUCCCGGCACAAAACUUGCCGGGUCGCAAGUGCACCUGUUACGGUGGAUAUUCGCUGCAUCGAGCCGGUUGAAAAGUCGGAAGAGCUGAUUAAUUCAUACGGCGAUCUGAGCAAUGCUGCAUUGCUUAUCAAGUACGGGUUUGUACUGGAUAGCAAGACAGUAUUUGAGCAGUACGGGUACGAUAUUGGGUAUCCAGAAGAGCGAGCAGAAAUCGAGCAUAUUCUUGCACAGUGCACGAUUCAUUUUGUCCCUACCGACGAGUGCGUGCCUAGCUCAUGGGAUAGUCUUCGCUGUUUGGAACCGGAAACGAUGGCAUCUACUCAGCGCCUUGCGCAGGAGGACAGUGUCUAUCCCCCAUUCUGCGAUGGAGACUUAGUCCUGGAUUUUGUGCCGCAAGCACACGGUGUAUGUCCAUUGUACAUCGAUGCACAGGGCCGGGCCACCUGGGUCCUAUGGCGCCUGUGCCUCGCGGCUGCAUUGCUCGAGCACGAAGUAGCUGGGAUAAAGCAGCUUCACAUAUGGAAACGCAUCUGA